AUGGACCAUAGCAUGCCAGGCUACUCUGUCCAUGGAUUUUUCCAGGCAAGAAUACUGGAGUGGAUAGCCAUUCCCUUCUCCCAGGGGUAUUCCCAAUCCCGGAUUGAACCUGUGUCCCCUGCAUUGCAGGCAGAUUCUUUACCAUCUGAAUCACCAGGAAAAACCUUUUUUAUGUCUUAUUCUCCCCAGUUAUUAAAAACUCUUUUUUGUUUAAGUAGGCUUGAUUCAGAUUGGUCACUGGUGUUAGAAAGUAUCCUAACUAAUUUAUACUUUAGGUGGCUUUCAAGUCUUGCCAUUAUAAAGAGCACUGGGAAGACACUCAGUGGAUAUAUUUUCUGCAUACGUGCCUGCUCUAGUUCCCCAUAA
Messenger RNA from Rangifer tarandus platyrhynchus (Svalbard reindeer), 366 nucleotides. Lineage: Eukaryota; Metazoa; Chordata; Mammalia; Artiodactyla; Cervidae. The record is from the annotation of a GenBank genome assembly.